AUGUCGCGGUCGUAUACCAACCUGCUCGACCUCGCGGAGGGCAACUUCGCGGCGCUGGGCCCGGCCGGCGGCAGCGGGCGGCAGAGGCAGGGAUCGUUCGGGAUGAGGCGGAUGUCGCGGGUGAUGACGGUGCCGGGGACGCUGUCGGAGCUCGACGGCGAGGACGAGUCGGAGCCGGCGGCGACCAACAGCGUUGCCUCCGACGUGCCCUCGUCGGUGGCGGCGGACCGCGUCAUAGUGGUCUCGAAUCAGUUGCCCAUCGUCGCGCGUCGAAGGCCCGACGGCCGAGGAUGGUCCUUCUCAUGGGACGACGACUCGCUCCUGCUCCAGCUCCGCGACGGCAUUCCCGACGAGAUGGAAGUGCUCUUCGUCGGUUCCCUCCGAGCCGAUGUCCCCGUAGCCGAGCAGGACGAGGUGUCGCAGGCGCUGCUCGACCGAUUCCGCUGCGCGCCGGUGUUCCUACCUGACCACCUCAACGACCGGUUCUACCACGGCUUCUGCAAGCGCCAACUCUGGCCUCUGUUUCACUACAUGCUCCCCUUCUCAUCAUCCGCGUCUGCCGCCACCACCUCUUCCUCCAUCGCCACUUCGUCACCAGGCAACGGUCGCUUCGACCGCAGCGCUUGGGAGGCGUACGUGCUCGCCAACAAGUUGUUCUUCGAGAAGGUCGUGGAGGUAAUCAACCCGGAGGAGGACUACGUCUGGGUUCACGACUACCAUCUCAUGGCGCUGCCUACCUUCCUCCGCCGCUGCUUCAACCGCCUCCGCAUCGGAUUCUUCCUACACAGCCCCUUCCCCUCGUCCGAGAUCUACCGCACCCUCCCUGUUCGCGAGGAGAUAUUGAAGGCUCUGCUCAACUGUGACCUCAUUGGGUUCCACACUUUCGAUUACGCCAGGCACUUCCUCUCGUGCUGCAGUAGGAUGCUGGGAAUUGAAUACCAGUCCAAGCGUGGGUACAUUGGAUUGGAUUACUUUGGCCGCACUGUUGGGAUCAAAAUCAUGCCAGUGGGAAUUCAUAUGGGUCAAUUACAGUCAGGUCUGCGCUUGCCUGAUAGAGAAUGGCGACUUUCUGAGCUUCAACAGCAGUUCCAGGGGAAAACUGUCUUGCUUGGUGUGGAUGAUAUGGAUAUCUUUAAGGGGAUCAAUUUGAAGCUUCUUGCCUUUGAGAACAUGUUGAGGACACAUCCCAAGUGGCAAGGGCGAGCAGUGUUAGUGCAGAUUGCUAACCCAGCCCGUGGAAGGGGUAAGGAUCUGGAAGCCAUCCAGGCUGAGAUUGAGGAGAGCUGCCAGAGGAUCAAUGGAGACUUUGGCCAGUCAGGGUAUAGCCCUGUUGUUUUCAUCGAUCGUGAUGUGUCAAGUGUUGAGAAGAUUGCCUAUUAUACAAUAGCUGAAUGUGUGGUGGUGACUGCUGUGAGGGAUGGGAUGAACUUGACACCAUAUGAAUACAUUGUCUGUAGGCAGGGUGCACCAGGAUCUGAGUCCAUGUCAGAGGUGAGUGGGCCAAAGAGGAGCAUGCUGGUUUUGUCAGAGUUUAUUGGCUGCUCACCGUCACUGAGUGGUGCUAUUAGGGUUAACCCAUGGAAUAUAGAGGCAACUGCAGAGGCGAUGAAUGAGGCCAUUUCAAUGCCGGAACAGGAAAAACAGUUGAGGCAUGAGAAACAUUACCGUUAUGUCAGCAGCCAUGAUGUUGCUUUUUGGUCAAAGAGCUUCAUCCAAGACUUGCAAAGGGCUUGUAAGGAGCACUUUACGAGGACUUGUUGGGGCAUAGGGUUGGGUUUUGGUUUCAGGGUGGUGGCCUUGGAUUCUCAUUUCACAAAGCUUAACAUGGAUCUGAUUGUUAAUGCUUAUGAGAUUUCAGAGAGCAGGGCUAUAUUGCUUGAUUAUGAUGGAACUCUGGUUCCUCAAACUUCCAUCAACAAGGAACCUAGUCCAGAGGUUUUGAGCAUCAUCAAUACCCUUUGCUCAGAUAGUAGAAACAUCGUUUUUAUUGUCAGUGGGCGAGACAAAGAUACGUUGGGAAAGUGGUUCUCCUCAUGUCCAAAAUUGGGGAUUGCAGCUGAACAUGGUUACUUCUUGAGGUGGUCUAGAGAAGAAGAGUGGCAAACAUGCACUCAGGCCUUGGACUUCGGAUGGAUGCAAAUGGCGACACCAGUGAUGAAGUUGUAUACAGAAGCAACUGAUGGAUCCUACAUUGAGACCAAGGAAAGUGCCUUGGUGUGGCACCAUCAGGAUGCUGACCCAGGCUUUGGAUCCUCACAGGCAAAGGAGAUGCUUGAUCACCUGGAAAGUGUACUAGCAAAUGAACCAGUCUCUGUCAAGAGUGGCCAGUUCAUUGUUGAAGUCAAACCACAGGGAGUAAGCAAGGGAAUAGUUGCCGAGAGGAUACUUGCAUCAGUGAAGGAGAGAGGAAAGCAGGCGGAUUUCGUAUUGUGCAUCGGCGAUGAUAGGUCCGAUGAGGACAUGUUUGAAAAUAUUGCUGAUAUCGUUAAGAGGAAUGUGGUUGAUCCAAGAACAUCACUGUUUGCGUGCACUGUGGGACAAAAACCAAGCAAAGCCAAAUUCUACCUGGACGAUACAUUCGAAGUGGUCACUAUGCUGAGCGCACUUGCAGAUGCCACAGGACCUGAACUGGAGACUGAUUCGGCUGAUGAAUUGGCUGCAUCUAUCUCAUCGCUUGAUAUUGGUGACGAACAAUCAGAAUCCAGUGAUAGACCAAUUGGAGGGUCUUAG
Miscanthus lutarioriparius is the source of this 2730-nucleotide messenger RNA. The record is from the annotation of a GenBank genome assembly. NCBI's taxonomy places the organism in Eukaryota, Viridiplantae, Streptophyta, Magnoliopsida, Poales, Poaceae.